Molecule: messenger RNA, 534 nt
Organism: Dovyalis caffra
Lineage: Eukaryota; Viridiplantae; Streptophyta; Magnoliopsida; Malpighiales; Salicaceae
Source: the annotation of a GenBank genome assembly
AUGGCAGUGAUACAAAAGAUGUUGCUGGGUCUGGUUCUAGUCUCAGUGAGCCUUGGUGUUGGAGCCGAGGUGCACCAUAUAGUUGGAGGGGAGCGUGGAUGGGACCCUUAUGCUGAUAUUGGUUCUUGGUCCUCUGGUAGAACUUUCAGAGUUGGAGAUAAAAUUUGGUUCACCCACCAUGCAGCACAGGGGAAAAUAGCUGAGGUGGUGACGAAAGAAGAAUACCUAACCUGUAACGUGAGCAAUCCAAUCAGAAUGUACACAGAUGACAUUGAUGGGAUCUCUCUUGAUGAAGAAGGGAUCCGUUACUUCACAAGCAGCCAUUCUAAAAAGUGCAAGAAUGGCCUGAAAUUACACGUAGAGGUGGUUCCUGAAGGGAAAACUGAUACCGCUACCUCCAACACACAAGUUGUCGCAUCAGAAAACUCUAACAAGGCUAUUGCUGAAGCACCAGAAAGUUCAGGUUCAGCCCGGUUUGGUGCAAGCUUUGCUUUGUUAUUGGCUGGAUUUUGGCUAUGCUACAUGGGUGUUUAA